GUCGUCCCUCCCUUUGUGGUCCAGAUCUAUUAGCGUAUAGGGCUUGAAUGGGCGUCAAGUCUUCUGGGUUUUAUCACAGAGACACCUCUACUAAGACCGAAACCCUUCAAUCGAUUGAAGUCAUGUCAUCAGCCUAGCUUACGGAUGUCUAGCAGCUUGCUGCGGCCCGCGAACAGAUCCGUCAACUGCAGGAACAGUUGAACUAGACGCAACCGCUUCUUAGCGGAGCGUUUCCUAAAGAAGCUCCCUAGAACCGCUAGACCACGCUUCUACGGUCAAACUCAAAGACCCUGAUCCCCUUACGGACGGGGUAUUACCAUCCUUCGAUAAUUAGCGCAUCCAAAUCGAAGAUAAGUCUCUAAUUAACGCCCAAGCAUCUAGCACCCCGUUACCAGAAGCGCCUAGACCCAUUCACGACUACUAUGGGUAUGAUUAACUACCUCGCGGAAAUCCUUCAGAACCCGUUUGAAUCGAAAGACGCCCGCAUCGACUUCCGUAAGCUUUCUAUGAAGGAAGAUGAAACCUUCGCAGAGUUCUACACCCGUUUUCUACACCUUACGGGUAUAGGAAACAUCCCUACGGUCGACCUACAGCCAGACCUCUGCGAUAAGCUUACUCCAGCCUUGUAG
Molecule: messenger RNA, 629 nt
Organism: Pseudogymnoascus verrucosus
Lineage: Eukaryota; Fungi; Ascomycota; Leotiomycetes; Thelebolales; Thelebolaceae
Exons: 2
Coding region: 423-629 (68 amino acids)
Source: RefSeq, a predicted model, not a curated record